This is a messenger RNA of Alligator mississippiensis (American alligator), 4741 nucleotides long. It is a transcript of the gene KRAS, whose product is annotated as KRAS proto-oncogene, GTPase. The record is from RefSeq and is a predicted model, not a curated record. Bases 1 to 684 code for a protein of 227 amino acids. Gene Ontology annotation, cellular component: plasma membrane. Gene Ontology annotation, biological process: Ras protein signal transduction. The transcript is spliced from 6 exons. Gene Ontology annotation, molecular function: GTP binding; GDP binding; GTPase activity. Lineage: Eukaryota; Metazoa; Chordata; Crocodylia; Alligatoridae.
AUGACAGAAUAUAAGCUUGUCGUUGUUGGAGCUGGUGGCGUAGGCAAGAGCGCCUUGACAAUUCAGCUAAUUCAGAAUCAUUUUGUGGAUGAAUAUGAUCCUACAAUAGAGGAUUCAUACAGGAAACAAGUAGUAAUUGAUGGAGAAACCUGUCUCUUGGAUAUUCUUGACACAGCAGGUCAAGAAGAGUACAGUGCAAUGAGGGACCAAUACAUGAGAACAGGGGAGGGUUUUCUAUGUGUAUUUGCCAUAAAUAAUACAAAAUCAUUUGAAGAUAUCCAUCAUUAUAGGGAGCAGAUAAAAAGAGUUAAAGAUUCUGAAGAUGUCCCUAUGGUGCUAGUAGGAAACAAAUGUGAUUUACCUUCCAGAACGGUAGAUACAAAACAAGCUCAGGACUUAGCAAGAAGUUAUGGAAUUCCUUUCAUUGAAACAUCGGCAAAGACAAGACAGAGAGUGGAGGAUGCUUUUUAUACAUUGGUGCGAGAGAUUCGACAAUACAGAGUGAAAAAAAUCAGCAAAGAAGAAAAGACUCCAGGGUGUGUGAAAAUAAAAAAAUGCCUUGUAAUGGGUGUUGAUGAUGCCUUCUAUACAUUAGUUCGAGAAAUUCGAAAACACAAAGAGAAGAUGAGCAAAGAUGGUAAAAAGAAGAAAAAGAAGACAAAGACAAAGUGUAUAAUUAUGUAAAUACAAUUUAUCAUUUAGUCUUCAGACAUACUUAAGUGAUUUUUUUUGUACAUUACACUAAAUUAUUAGCAUUUGUUUUAGCAUUACUUAAUUUUCUUUCUGCUUCAUGAAUCUGUUUAGUUUUAUCUGAAUGCUUGUUUAAAAAUGAGUGGGAACAUUAUUCCUCUUAAGUGCCAGUAUGCCUGUGAAAAAACAAACAAACAUAAGAAUUGUCUUUGGUGCAUGCACAGUUGCUAACUUCCUAUUUUUCUUAUCAGUUGUGAACUUCUGUUCUGUGUGCAAACAAUUAAUGAAGUAAUGGUCCACAGUUGUUUGGUUUGUUUGUUUGUUUUUUAAAACAUGGCUUUUACUGUGUUUUGUCUUUCCCUCUAAUCUGGUUGGGUAGAAAGACUAGUUAGCCAAACAGACUUUUAUUUCCAACAUUUGUUUUCUUUUAUUCUAGACUGACUGCAAUAUUGAGAGACCAGAAGCCUUUUAUAGUCUUCCUAUAGAUUCUGCUUUUAGGCAUCUAGUCUUGUAGCAUUUCAGAUCAACUUUAAUGAAUGUAAACAAAUAACUUUCACAAAGUUUUUCACUGCAAUUUGUCAUGGUCAUUCUUUAAAUGCUAUAUUUUUUCUAGAAAAAAAAAAUUAAAAAAAGACAACAAUGCACAUCUGGCAAUGGAAAAAGUAAAAGUUCUGAUUAGAUUGAGUUGCUUUGGUAAUGCAUUCCUUUAAGACUUCCACUAAAUUUUUGGUUUUUGGAAGACCUAGGGUGAAGUCCUGCCUCCUCUGAAGCUGGUGGAAAACCUCAAAGUAGCUUCAAUUGGUCCAAGAUCUUGCCUUUAGUGUCUCUAACAAGUAUGAGAGCGCCUUAACAGAUUAGUUAAUUCAGUCUCUUAUUUAAUUCAUAUAUGGAUUCCAAGUUUAUCCAAUAAUGAGGUCAAGACCUCUUGGCCGUAUGGGUGUCAAUUCUGCCCCUCCUUCCCUUGUGACAUUAAAUAUUUCCAAAUGCCUAUUUUGUAUAUAAUAGGAGGCAUUUUAAAUUCUAGUAACCUCUUUAGUUUCAGUAAUUGAAUAAGCUUGUAUUCGGCUGCUUCAUGCAAAUUAUUUGAAAAUCCAUUGUGCCAUAAAAAUGAUGAUAUGGAAUUUGCACAGAAUUCAGUAGACAUAGCUGAGAUCAUGGUUUCCAGAAUCAGUGUCAUUUUGUGUGAUUCUUGUGAAGUGUUAAUCCCCCUACCCCUCCAAUAAAGUUGGUUAGUGACAUAAAAAUGUCAGGGUUGUUUCACAGCCAGGUUUGUCAAUGUUGUCUUAUGAUUUCUGGGUUGGAAUUGAUUCAUUAUUUUGAAGUUUUAAAUGGGAGUACUGCAGUAGUUUGAGUUAUCAGCACUGAAGUAAGUCAGUAAUUCUAGUGUUGUCUAUUCUUGUAAUUUUGUGAGUCUUGUAGUAUAUGACUUUUUUUUUAAACUCCAGCUCCUGGAUCUGUAAGUUUACAUGAGAAUCUCAGCUUCCUUUUUUUUGUUGUUUGUUUUUUAAGUGAGCAUUUAGCCAUUGUUGCAAAGUAAGGAUUGAAAACAUAAUCCCCCCCCAGUGUAUUUUAAAGGAUAAAUAAGAUUAGAUAAAUAUGAAACCAUUAUUCUUUAAAGCCUUGUGAUGUUUUGGGAAGCCUGAUUUUUGAAUUCUGAAAGCUCAGAAUAGGGAAAAGCAGUAUCGUGUAUCCUAAGUUUUAUAUCAAAACUUUUAAUUGGAGUUUAUAUACUGAGUUGAUAGAGUAGGAUUUUAAUGCACCAGUGUAACUUGAAGCCACGUAUAUGUGUAUGCAGGAUUACCUUUUUAUUCCUACCCACAGAGCAGAGGUGGUCACAUUUGAAGGAAUUAAAAAGUAUACUAAAUGGAUAGCUCUUGAAGUUGGCUGAGGAAGUAAUGAGUCUACUACCUUAAUAGCCUUUAAGAUUUGGGCCUUGGAAAGAAUGUAAAAUUCUUUGGACGUAGGUAAUGCUACCCUUCGUACAGCUUACAAUACUGAAAGAUGAUCAUAGGAGAACCUAAGCUUAUAUUCUAAAUAGAACCAAUAAGAAAUGAGAACAAAUACCUAUAGAUGUUUUAAGCCUCUUCUUUUAUUCAUUAUUUCUAAGGUUAAAACACAUUGAAGUUGAGAGUUGUGUUGGUUGUCUUCCCAUAUUUUUGAUGCUAAUUAUCAGUGUAUUUUGAAUAAUGUAGCAGAAGUGGAUGGUGUUAACAAAUACAUGAAAUGAAAUCUAAAGACUCAUGAUUUGUAACUGAGUCACACUGCAUGCAAACUUGGGGCUUGUCUAAACAGUUCAUGCACUGGCUUAACUAAAUCCCUAGAAAACUAUUGUAGACUUCUGUGGAUGUAGUUUUCUCAAUAUAAAGGUAUACAGUAGGGCUUUGUGAAGCUUCAGUGGCUGAUUCGAUUUGGCCUGAUUCGGUGGCUGAAUCUCCAAAUCCAAAUUGAAUCAGGAGACCCUUUAAUCUCUCCGAAUCGAAUUGGAACCCUCCGAAUCAAUUCAGAGAGCUUCAGAAAGAUUCAACAAAUCGAACAUAGGUACAGCUUUAAAUGUUUUUUCUACAUACCUCAAGGUACCGGGCAGCUCAUGAAUGCUGAGAUGCUGGGGCAGAUGGAAAGUCCCACGGGAGCACGGGUAGGGGUGGGUCCCCAGCAGUACUUCCGGUCCACUUCCAGGUCUGCCGGGGAGCAUGCUGGCUCCUUCCCCCCCGCCGCCCCUUUCUGGCUCAGUGACUGGUACCUCCUGGGUCUGGCAGGGCACCCGGGGUCCCCCCACGCUUCUGUGGGAUACUCCACCCACCCCACCAUCUAAGCGUUCGCAAGCUGUGCUUGGUACCUCGAGGUACGUAGAAAAACAUUUAAAGCUGUGUCUAUGGCUGAUUCGCUGAAUCAGCAUCGAAUCUUCAGAAUCGACUAAUCGAAUCAUUGUCCCCAAUUCGGGCUGAAUCCAAAUUGAAUAUGACCCGUUUCGCACACCCCUAGUAUACAGCUUAUUUUAUCUAGUUUAUUCUGUAAACUAUCAAUUUUGUUAAAUUUGAUACAGAAAUGGUUUAGAACAAGUCCUUUUGUGAUUUUUCACAAAACACUUGUCCUUGCCACUGUUGUGCAGUUUUGUCCUAAUUGUAGAGAUUUGGUGAACCAUGUUGGAUUGCAGCUUGCACGAAUUAAUCUCUUAUUCUGAUGUCUUUCCCUAUUUGAAAUGCUUUCAGAAACAUCCAGAUACUUUUUCUGAUGGUAAUUACAAAAUGAACACGCAAUGACACUUACUACAUUAAUACACUAGAUUUCCAUGUGUCAAGGAAUAAUGCCUUAUAGUAGCUUUGUGUAACUUGAUAGACAAUCCGUAUAAAAAGGUUGUCAUUUAUCUCAGAAGUGAAAAUUGUUUUUGUUUGUUUUUAACCAGCACAAUAGUCUUUGAGUGACUUAAUGAGAAAUUUAACAGUCCAGCAUGGAGUACAGCAAUAUUGGUUUUUUCCUAUAUGUAAAUACUGUUAUGUAAACUUCAAGUCUUUUGUUUGUCCUAUGAAGCAAUGCAGCUGUUACUUUCAAAGGACACCAAGCUGUAAGCAAGUCAGGGGGGUUUUUUAUUUGUUUGUUUAGGGGUUUUUUUUUGUUAAUUCUACAUAAGCAUUGAAUCUUUCCUAACUAACAUUUCUUAAUUCCACUGUCUUGUGUUUUCAUGUUGAAAAUACUUCUGCUUUUUCUUCUCCAGUGCCAACUUCUUACUAGAACAAUUUCUUAAUGUAAUAUGUUUACCUGGAAUGUAUUUUAACUAUUUUUGUAUAGUGUAAACUGAAACAUGCACAUAUUUGUACAUUGUGCUUUUUGAUGUGGAACAUAUGCAGUGUGAUCCAGUUUUUACAUCAUUUGGCUGUGUGACCAAGGAAUGUUGGUCAUACCAGAUAUUACAUUUUUUUAAAAAUGACCACUGUUUAAACUUUUUAAUGUUGUUUUAUAGGAGUAUGUGCUGUGGGGUGAUCUGGAAUUUGUCAUUUUUGUCAAACUGUACUGCUCCUAUUUAUUGUAAUGUAAUAAAAGAUAGUUAUUGUGA